ACUGGUAACGUGCAUUCCCCUUUCAUCCACGUCCCAUAACGCGUGCGUAAGGGUAGGUGUGACAAAAGUUAACGCGUACAAACUCACACCGUGCAGUCUGGAAGCUGGAAGAAUCAUUCCGACAUUUGCGCGUUUCUGCUGGGAUAGCUUUAGUGGACCUGCAACUGAAAGUGACAUUGCAAGCGGCGCCGGCGAUAUAUUUGAAAUCGACGUAUCAUUUUGCUAUACACCAUGGAAAGAGGUGGCAACGCGUCGGACAUUCCGUACCAUUUCUCAAAUGUGGCCACGAUGAACAAUAGUAUUUUUUGUCUUAACCUAAGCGAUAACAUGAGUCUGGAUGCCAAAUGUGAAAGAACAGACAACCCGGGCAAAGAUUCAACACCAGUGAUCAUUGCGAUUAUAAUCACGACUCUUUACUCUAUUGUGUGUGUGCUUGGUCUGGUUGGGAACGUACUCGUAAUGUAUGUCAUUAUCAGAUACACUAAAAUGAAAACCGCCACAAAUAUCUAUAUAUUUAACCUGGCGUUGGCUGAUGCACUAGCCACCAGUACGCUGCCCUUUCAGAGUGUGAACUUCCUGAUGGGGACCUGGCCGUUUGGAGACGUGCUCUGCAAGAUUGUGAUAUCCAUUGACUACUACAACAUGUUCACCAGUAUCUUCACCCUGACCACCAUGAGCGUUGACCGCUACAUUGCAGUGUGCCAUCCGGUCAAGGCCUUAGACUUCCGCACACCCCGCAAUGCCAAGAUUGUCAACGUGUGCAACUGGAUCCUGUCCUCUGCCAUCGGUCUACCCGUCAUGUUCACCGCCAUGACUACUGAAACUGAUAAUGGCAAGUAUGACAAAAUCAUUGACUGCACAUUGAUCUUCCCCCACCCAUCCUGGUACUGGGAGAAUCUUCUGAAGAUCUGUGUCUUCAUCUUUGCUUUCAUCAUUCCUGUCCUCAUCAUCACUGUGUGCUACGGUCUAAUGAUCUUGCGCCUGAAGAGUGUGCGCAUGUUGUCCGGUUCAAAGGAGAAGGACCGCAACCUUCGGCGUAUCACCCGCAUGGUCUUGGUUGUGGUGGCCGUCUUCAUAAUUUGCUGGACACCCAUCCACAUUUACGUCAUUAUCAAAGCCCUGAUAAACAUCCCCAACUCCCUGCUGCAGUCUGUCACAUGGCACUUCUGCAUCACUCUGGGCUACACCAACAGCUGCCUGAACCCCGUCCUCUACGCCUUCCUGGACGAGAACUUCAAGCGCUGCUUCCGUGAAUUCUGCAUCCCCAGUCCUUUGGUGCUGGAGCUGCAGACGUCUUCUCGUACCCACCACCAUCAUCAGCAGCAGCGUGAGCAGCUCUCCAGCGCCAACACGGUGGAGAGGUCCAAUCAACAGGUAUGACUAGGUAUGGAGAUGUCAUCGUUGGACUCGCACUGCCAGGCCAACGAUGACAUGAGCUCAGAGGUCACCCAGGUAACCACAGUGCUUUGACACGCAGCUCUGACACAUGAUGCGCUGACAUUCUAGUCUGUAACGUGGCUGAGUUCUAAGUGCAUUGUUACUGCUUCUUGGCAAGGCUGACACAUAUUUGAUUGUAGAUUGGCACUCUGCUUAAGGCAUUCUGUCAGGUAGCCUUAUUGAAACCUUUAACUUUGCUCAGAAAACUGAAAUAAAGCAACAUCAACUGUCGGUACAUGGUGACUUUGUAGACCACUACACUGGACAUGUAAUAGGAUAAUGUUCCUGUAGUUAACAACAUUCAGUUUGAGUAGCUCCUCUGCUGGAGAACUUAAUUAAAGACAGUCAUUCAAGAAGAUUAAGCCUGCAAUUGGAAAAACAACAAACCGGCCACCCAACCACUAGUUUUGAUAAACAGCUGAUGGAUCUGACUGAAAAAAUGCAACCACUGUCAAUAUGAUAUACAGAGAUAUGGAUGCAAGGACUGGCAAUUGAUGAAAUGAUGAAAUUGAUGAGUUUUUAACCAUGUUUUGAAGCUAUAUAUUAUAUUAUAAUAACUAAAUUAUUGUUUCCUCCGAGAGCCAAUGGUAAUGAAAAAAUAUAUCUAGAUAACCAAUUACAGGCUGCAGCUUUAAAGCUAUGUAUUGCAGGUUUUACUUACUGCAUGUUCUGUGCUAAAUUGCCAUGUAUUGUAUUUGUAUAUAAUUGGCUUUAUUGUAGCCCAUUUUCUACAUGGCUUGCUUGGCAGCUUGGCAACUUGCAAAAUGUGCCACCCACAUAAUAAUGCUGCUUUGUCAACAUCCAGUGGUUGAAAUACAAAUUUAUAUUUAAAUGUUGAUUUAAAUACUGAAUGCUUGCAUUACAAGUUACAGCGAUAUUGUAUUAAUUAUGUUUGUUGCAGACUUUAAUACAAUUCUGUAUUAAAUUGUUGUUCUUAUUUUCAUUAAACAAUGUGGUCAUAUCAAUAAAAACAAAUAUUCAAAA
Molecule: messenger RNA, 2421 nt
Organism: Esox lucius (northern pike)
Lineage: Eukaryota; Metazoa; Chordata; Actinopteri; Esociformes; Esocidae
Gene: oprm1
Product: opioid receptor, mu 1
Exons: 3
Coding region: 232-1380 (382 amino acids)
Biological process (GO): sensory perception of pain; neuropeptide signaling pathway; G protein-coupled opioid receptor signaling pathway
Cellular component (GO): neuron projection; membrane
Molecular function (GO): G-protein alpha-subunit binding; beta-endorphin receptor activity; neuropeptide binding
Source: RefSeq, a predicted model, not a curated record